Molecule: messenger RNA, 495 nt
Organism: Epithele typhae
Lineage: Eukaryota; Fungi; Basidiomycota; Agaricomycetes; Polyporales; Epitheliaceae
Exons: 8
Coding region: 1-495 (164 amino acids)
Source: RefSeq, a predicted model, not a curated record
AUGUUGACUCCCGCUGGCUUUGACCCUGCUCUCACUGCCGCGUACCGUGACUUCAUCGUCAUCAACUACACCACUCUGGCUGCCACCGUGUUCAUGUUCUAUGACUUCUUAAUCACCUUUGGACAAGAAGUCACCCAUUUCUGGCUCGCGCCCGUAUCGGCCGCGACGUACCUCUUCUUCACAAUCAAGUACCUCGCCGUUGUUGAAAAAAUCCUCACGCUGUCACUGUGGGCACCGAACAUGUCAAACAAAAGGCAAUUCACUCUGGAUAUCCUGCAAUUCGUGCCUUGGGGCGUGUUCUCCGCGAUGCGCGCGCACGCGCUCGCCCGGACCUGGGUGCUCACCGCACUGGUCUUCGUGCUAUCCCUGGCGCCGCUGGGAACGAACCUCUAUUUAUUCAGGUUUCAGCAAGACGGGAUUGUCGACCCGCUGUACGGGUGCCAGCAGAACUUUGAGAUCUCGUACCCGCAUUCGGUGACAGUCAAAUGUGUGUAA